CUGCAGCAUAGGGCGAGAGCUGGUGCAGUAGCAGCAUCUGGACAAGCGGUUCAUCAUCUAAGAAACUUCUUCUCUGAGCAUUUUUCCUGAUGCCUGCAGAUGAUUUUCAUUUCCUGUCAUACUGCUCGUAUUUGUUCAGACAAUCUUUUUCCUCCGGUUGCUGUUUCGUGGAAAUUUAUUUUCUUGUUAAUUUAUCAACUUUUAAUUUUCUAAAAUAUUCAACAAGACAGAAAACAAAGAAACUUGGAGGACUCUCUGGUGCCAGGCGAAAAGAAUCAUGUAUUUAAACAACAAAAAUAAUGCCAUAAACGUAGAAAGGAGUAAAAAGAACAUAAAAGGGAAAACAUGGGCUCACUUGAAGACAAUUCCUCGCCAGGAAGAGGUUUUUACCGUGAUGUCUCCAAAUUUGGGCAAAAAGGCGGGGACAAAAGAGAACGAGACAGGGGAUGAGGCGGCGAUGCAGCACACGGCAUUUGGAAAGGCCUUGUAUGAUCUGACCCAUUCAGAAAAGGUGAUGAAUGACCUGAUAUUUGGACGUCGAGUAGGGCUUUACGAGCUCAGAGGGGAGAUUGGGUCUGGCAACUUCUCCCAGGUUAGAUUGGGAAUUCAUGACCUGACCAAAGAAAGAGUAGCUGUAAAAGUCCUGGAUAAGGCGCGUUUGGACAAACGCUCUCAGGGUCUUUUUGCCUCUGAAAUCUCUUGCAUGGAGAAGCUGGCCCACCCCAACAUAGUACGCCUGUAUGAGGUGGUGGAAACAUUCAAGCGGCUCUACCUGGUGAUGGAGUAUGCCAGCGGAGGAGAGCUGUUCUCCCGCAUCAGCACCAGGGGGCGCCUGUCAGACCUGGAGAGCAAGCUUGUCUUUUCACAGGUCCUGUCUGCAGUCAGAUAUAUGCAUGAUAAUAAUAUCGUCCACAGGGACCUGAAGGCUGAGAAUAUCUUUUACACCAGCACAUACUGCAUUAAAGUGGGUGAUUUUGGUUUUAGUACAUCCUGCUGCCUCAGCGAUGUCCUCCACACAUCCUGUGGUUCUCCGCCUUAUGCAGCCCCUGAGCUGUUCAAAGAGAAAGGCUACAUUGGUCAGUACGUAGAUAUCUGGGCAAUGGGUAUUUUGCUUUACUUUAUGGUGACUGCCACGAUGCCAUUUAAAGCCAGUAACACAGGCAGACUUAAGUGCUGCAUCCUGCAGGGCUCUUAUACAAUCCCCUCUUAUGUACCCCAGUCAUGCCAGGAUAUUAUCAAGGGCCUCUUGAGGCAACUUCCACUGGAUCGCCUCACUAUGACACAGAUCAUGGAGAGUGACUGGAUGAGAGGCAUUGAAUACCCUCAGGCCUAUGCACCUUGUAGAUCUACCCCCUUUCAUCUGGCUGAACCCAACUACAUCCUGACGGCAGAUGAUCUAAAUUUAAAAGCAAUGCUGGAGGAUCUUGGCAUCACCAAAGUUCAUCUUCUCAACAACAACCUAAACUUGCAGAGCCCCAUUACUGGUGCAUAUCGGAUUUUGCUACAUCGAAUUCAGAAGAGGAGGUCUGUGGAAGCUGUGGGUUACAUUCAGACAUGCACCAGAGAGUCUCAGAACAGACUCAGAUGGAGAGCAGGUUCAGACGGCCUGCUAAACAAGCGCUACUCUGUGGUCUGUGUCAUCAUGUAGUUUUUGUUUCUUAAAGAAAUUAAAGAGUACAGCACCAGCUUAGGAAAACUUGGCUUAGCUUCCUGAAGAACAACCAUGAGAUGAGAAGAGGGGUACAAUUACUAGGAGCCUAGCUCUGCAGACCAGUGAAUGUAUCUAUCUAUCUAUCUAUCUAUCUAUCUAUCUAUCUAUCUAUCUAUCUAUCUAUCUAUCUAUCUAUCUAUCUAUCUAUCUAUCUAUCUAUCUAUCUAUCUGUUGUCAUAUGGAGCUGCUUAAGGGGUGAAAUGGUUUCAUUUUUGAGUUGUUUUUGGAUAGGAUGUUAUUGUAAAAGCCAGUGUACACACCAACACACUCUGUGACCAUACUUGGCACUCUUUUUUAGCUUUAACAAAGUGAGCAUUUAAGCCAACUGAGCCUGGCAGAAAUGUUAUGAGGGCUGACAAUGACCCAGGUUCAUCUUUUGGUAAGGUAAUAGGAAUGUGGAAAUAAACCACAUAAAUACACGUUCAUUUUUAAAUGAGCAAAGUCUUGAUUGGUUUUAACAAUACGUGCAUGUUUCUGUGUUUUGUUUCACAAGAUCAUAAUACUCCAUAUAUCUGAAUUUUAAAUAUGAUUUUAAUCUGUUUGUAGGGUUUUCAUUCAUCUUUUCCCGAAGCUUAGAUUCUUUGUUUUAUUAGCUCUUGGAGUUUGAAAAAAAUAAACUCCAUGUUUAUUCAUUUCAAAUAAAAUUACAAAGCAAAAAGCAAAGUUACCUUGCUGACACAGUAAUGUGUAGCUUGCCCAACAAUGUUUAUUUUUAAAGUAGACACAGAGAUUUAUAUCUGAAAAUUAGAGUUCUGCCAAUUGCAGUUUUUCUGUCCAAUUCUAGGUUUUUCUAAGUCUGAUCUCCCGAUACCGAUUUUUGCAGAUUUCCAUUUUCUUUCUAAAACUGUAACUGACAAUUUUUUAAUGCAAAUUAUUAUUUUAAUAACAUUAUAACUUUCCUAAAACUGUAUUAAGUUACAGGAUCUUCUCUCAGUUAAAAAACAACAACUUAAGUGCUCUGCUACUGGAAGUUGGUGCAACUGAAGAUGAGUUUGUGUGCUGUGUCACCUUUACCUGACUAAUUGUACCUUACGAAACACAGCAGUUGCAAAAGAUUUUUGUAAAACAAAUGUCAGUUACUCACAUCUUUUACCAGUAUGACAGGACAUCCACCCUUUUCUCUGUUUUGUCUUUUGUCCACUUGCCAGUUAGUGCUUUGACGCUUUGCUCAUACUUAGGUUGCUAGCAUUUGGCUGGCUCUGUACUCUGGGCAGCUCUAGCUUUAGCCAUUAGCUUUUUAAAAAUGUUCAUGUUUAGCUGUGCGAGGGUGAUUUAAGCGUCUGAUUAGGUUUGAUGCUAAACCAUAUACUUGCACUGUUGUGUGCAUGUUAUGCUAGCAUGAAAUACACCGGCUCAUAAGCAGACUUACGGUAGGUCAGCCACCAUCAGGUCAGCAAUUUUUCCAAGGGCCCAUAUGAAGCACCAAUAAACUGAAGUCAGUUCAGGUCAAUAUUAAUUUUAUUUUUUUAUCUUACAAUUUAGUAAUGAAAUUGUGAAAUAACAUAGUAAAAUACCAACAUUUUAAUCAACAUUACCAAAACCAACUGUGAACAAAUGGCCACGUUUUCUUUUGCAAAAUUUCAAAAACUUUCUGUAGACUGUUACUGCACAUAGUUUAGGUUUUUAAUUUUUCCUUCUUCACUAAGAGACAUCUAGUCUGUUUUGGGCUUGAACAAAUAGAUUAAAGUCGCCUUGGAUCACCCAGAGAGGUGAUCAUCACAGAGAGAGGCUUUGUAUUUGGAUUUGUUGAACUUUAUCAACGAAAUUGUUUGUUCGUAUAUAAAGGUAGAUCAAAAAAGAACCAAUGUCUUCUGAGCUGCUCACGUGUGGAAAAUUCACCUGUUUAAGAGCAGAACAAAAAUCUUACACACUCCUUGGUGCAUAACACAAUGCAAAAACACCAAUUUCUCAGUUUAUUUCAGUCACUUUAUCUUGGAUCUGCUUCAAAAGUUUCCCCUGUCAGAUUUGGACAGCCAGUGGUUGUAACACAUGUUGUAAAACAAGUUUGUCCCAUUUCAGCCGCACCCUAUCCAAACUUACAAAUCACUCCUUCUUGUAGUCCCUUUCACUGAGUGCAUUGAUGCCAGCUCAUGCAUGAUCUUAAAGUCGGUCAUUAUCCAACAUACAAAGAUGUGCUGUGUCGUGGACAUCGCAGCUCUCAUCCAGAGCCAAGGAGAAAAAGUCAAAUUAUCUCCUUUGUUUAUGAACUGAAGCUCCAGAUUUCCCACAAUGUCCUCGAUCUGUUUUAUUUAUUUAUUUAUUUAUUUAUUUCUGUAUUUAUUUAUUUAUUUAUGUAUUUAUUUUGGUUGCCUGUGAAGCACUCUGGUUGUUUUAAAUGUGCUAUACAAAUAAAUAUGACUUUGACCUUGA
Molecule: messenger RNA, 4081 nt
Organism: Pelmatolapia mariae (spotted tilapia)
Lineage: Eukaryota; Metazoa; Chordata; Actinopteri; Cichliformes; Cichlidae
Product: serine/threonine-protein kinase NIM1
Exons: 4
Coding region: 278-1648 (456 amino acids)
Biological process (GO): microtubule cytoskeleton organization; protein phosphorylation; intracellular signal transduction
Cellular component (GO): cytoplasm
Molecular function (GO): protein serine/threonine kinase activity; ATP binding; tau-protein kinase activity
Source: RefSeq, a predicted model, not a curated record